Messenger RNA from Phytophthora sojae, 297 nucleotides. RefSeq lists its product as hypothetical. The record is from RefSeq and is a predicted model, not a curated record. Lineage: Eukaryota; Oomycota; Peronosporomycetes; Peronosporales; Peronosporaceae. The coding region runs from base 1 to 297 and encodes 98 amino acids. The transcript has a single exon.
AUGGCAAGCAUCGACUGGGACGAGCUAGCGAGGAAAGUUAGCGAGAUCAAGAGCAAUACUGUAAGCGCGCGGUCGCGGGCAGUGUACCAGAACUCCUACGGCCGCUUCAUAGCGUGGGUCGUCCUCAACAAGGCCCACCUCGUGGCCCCUGCGUUUGCAGCGAAGCUAGGGAGCGUUUCAGGGCAGCAGAUACGCAAGAAACUGAAGCCUCUGCUCGACCGCGAUCCGUCCCCCCCCCCGCUGCAGUUCGAGUACAUCCAGGUGGACGUGUUCGGGGCCUGGCUACUGACACUGUAG